AUUCAAACAGAAUCGAGUCUGUGGGGUGAAUAAAAAAAUCUGUAAAACACUCAUUUUCAGUCUCUCAAUUUAAUACAAAACACAAUACAUUUUUUUGCGUGUAAAUAUUAGUCAGAUGCCAACUAGCUACACUACAGUCUAAACAUAUCGUACCAACUAGCAGAUUUCACAUUCCUUCUCUUAAAAAAACUAGUCAAUUCUGUUCGAAAACUUCCCCGGCCAAUCAGCAGCGAGCUUUCACGUUCUAACUCCGCCCUAUUCAUACUCUUUUCUUCACAGCAGUGAGCUGUGUGCAAGACCGUCGCAUAUGAUUCAGUCCACAUCAUCUUCAUCAUCAUGAACCGAAUGAUAGCUGACGUGAUGAUUGUAGCGUCUCAAAAUGGUCAGGUGGGGAAGUAUUAUUCGGGGGUGUAAAUUAAGACCUUGAAAGUAUGCCUUUGUUACAUGUGCCUCCGAGCGAAAGUUGAGUUGCCUCCGUACUGCAUUUUCGUGAGCUGCAAAGAUACAUUGUUACGGACUCUGAAUUUUAAGCGUCGGCUCUGGUGCUGCUCAUGUCGCACAGCCCUCAUGCUGCAUUGACAGUCGGUACUCUGGCUAGAGGCGAGCAGUGAGCCCUCCCGUUCACCGGCGACCACAGUGUCUGCCUCGAAACCGAUUUUGCGCGCACAAUGGCCGGACGCCGCGGUUGUGUGAAUUCGCUAUGGUCAGGGAGCGAGCGGGUUCGUAUCGGAGAGCGGCUGAAAGCCACUCUGGCCGGCAUAAUGGAGCUGGACCUUCUCAGAGGACGACAGCUGGAGAUGGUGGAUGCGGUACUGGACGUGAAUGGAGCGCCCGCUCACCAGGGGGAAGGACAGGAAAGCGCCGCCGAGGAUGGUGCCGCAACCUCCCACAGGCAACAGAGCCUGUCCCCUGCAAACCCUGAUCUGUCUUGCCUCGGCACUACAGGAGAGGGGAUAAGCUCACGCUGGUCCACGUUGUCCUGGGACAUCCCGUCUGAUCUGCUGUCUUCUCAAACCCCAGACUUCCCUGGCACCACACCGCUUGACUGCGACUCUAGACCCAGCUCAGGUUUUUACUCAGUCAGUGGGAGUUCUCUGUCAGACUCUUGUUACUCUGUAUCCAGCGAGGCAGCUCCAGGAGGUUCAGUGAAAGUCAACUGUAGGCCUCGCUCACUGGAUCAUAGUGCCACUCAUUGGAGGGAGGUUGAAUCUCUUAGUACAGAGUGUCCUGAGGGCACAGUGGAGAAACAAGAAAGAAGGCCAUUUUCUACUGGGGACCUUGAGCUCAAUAGCCUCGUGUUCCUGACAGACCUUUGUUCCAGUUUGGGAGGGAUUCAUCCAGGCUCUCUUUUACCUUCUUCCAACUCCAGUCCACAGCUUCAGCUGGAUCCCAAGUUUUGCUCUGACCUAGUUUCUCGGAAGACAAAAGAGGUGUACCCUUACCCUAGUCCACUCCAUGCUGUGGCCCUCCAGAGCCCCCUGUUCACAACCUGCCAGGAACCAUCCCCCACUCGCCUCUCACCCAGUCCAGAGAGUGAGCAGCCUGAGGAGCCAGGGCUUGAUCAACCUCCUGUGAAGAACCAGCCUCCAGCCUCUCCUUCCUUUACUCAGCUGGAGAAAUACAUCAACAGAUUAGUCCAUCAGCAUCACUGCAGGGUGGCUGCUGAAACUUCCAGUCGUGGACACCAAAUAAACAUUGCAGGUGCUGGUUAUGAGGGACUCCACCCAAGAAGUGCUUCCUCUUCCAGCCUGUCUGGAGGUAGUGUGACUCCUUGUAAGUCUAUUCUGGGCAAUUCAGCGAGAGUUAGCCUCAGCAGUAUUGGUAAACAUGCAAGUCGCAAUUCCAUCAACCUCGGAAACUUGCCCUCCGUGACAGGGGAGGAUUUCAACAUCAGCUUCCAUUUGAAUCUGAAUUUGAACCUAAAUCCAAACCUGAACAAGACUUUAAGUUUUGAUGCUAAAAAUGUGAAAGAAGAGGUCUCAGGAUCAUGUGGGCAUCUCUCCGCCAACAUAGUCACUCCAACUGCUUCCCCUUCCUCUUCAACAUCUACAAUCACCAGCACUCCAAACUGGAGCAGGAGACCAAGGAUCUCCACCUGCCCUUCCUCAGUGAACCAUCGUGGGUCUCUGGAGAUAACUGGAAAGACCUUUGCUCCAGUGGGAUUCUCCAAGUCUCUAGACUGGAGUGGAGCCUCAAGAGAAGAGGCAGAGGGUUGUCCUCCAAUCAAAGCUUCAGACAGCCCUCCCAAACUUAAUGAGGACUCUGCUGUUGUAUGUGAAAUCUCUCGUGUAUCUGGAUUGCCAAGAUCUGUAGUUCUAGGUUUGAUGGAGGAGGGGGUGGAGUUGGAUGCCGAAUGUUUUAGGAACGAACGAGAAAGAGGUGUAGGUUCUGCUUCUCCGAGUAACGUUCCUACACUGCACUCUUCCCGGUCUUCAUUUCAACACCCGUUUGGAUUAGAACGAACUAAUCUGACACCACCAUCAAAUGCCUGGACAGGUGCAGGCACAGGACAGGAUUACAUAUCUCAACAGCAUCGCCUACAAGUUUCCCACUCGGAUUGCCAUUCGGCACUGACAUCACAGUCAGGUAGCCCUCAUUCGGACAAUUCUGGACACACGCCUACUCGUUCUUCUCCCAUCCUGCCUUUCCCACAUAAUCAAUCGGACCCUGCCUCCUCUCCAGGCUCCUCUCACACCAGAGUCCACUCCCCUCCUCGGCUACUUUCAAAUUCACCUUUCACUCCUGCCCAGUUGUCAGUAUUCCGGCGGGACUCCCCAUCUCAGUGCUCUCUUCCACGCUUUCAUCCAUGUAGUUCCCCACUAGAGGGUCCCAUUCGACCUCGUGGAGGUUCUCUCAGGCAGAACACAGGGGCUGGAUGGAGGCCUCAAGAAAGAGGCUGGAGGAGGAGUGGGGAUGGAGAGAGGCUCUACCAGGGAAAACAUGCCUCCAGAGAACUUAUCCGAGCAUCCACGGUGAGUAGCUAUUCGGGAAGAGACUAUGGCACCGGAUGGGAGGAUGAAAUGAGCACUCAAACACCUAAAAAGGGUGGAAAGUUUUGGAAGGGGUUUGAAACACGAUUUUGGGGAAGAGAGGAGGAGGAUGAAGAGAGAGAUGACAGAGCUGGAGGAUUUGGUUGGAGGCACACCUCUUUGAAAGAAACAUCAUCCAGUAGGCAAGAUCAAAGAGGAAACAACUCGAAAAAGAAAGGAACAAGUUGGGACAGUCGGAGUUCCAGCCUUCGGUUGUCCAGACGAGCAUUAUUUCGAAGUGAGUCUCAGGGAAUUCUCGAUCCACAUUCUCAGAAACGGGAAAGCAAUCAGUGGCGUUCCUCAUUUGAGAUCAGCCGUGCAGGACGAGGCUCCGAACGUACUCGCAAUCUUGUGCGAAAGGAAGAGAAACAUCAUUCUUCAACUGCGAGUCUUUUUCAUCUCUCUCGCUCCCAGAGCCUGGAGGGAAGCAGUCACUCCCUUUCUCCUCUUUCGUCCCCUUCCCUCUCACCCUCGCCACCCCCAUCAGCUCCUCUCACCCGUUCCAGAUCGUUCCGUGACCUUGGAAGGAAAGUGUUUGGCUCUAUGAGGUCCCUCAGUUUCAAUAAAAACCACAAGUCAAAAAAGAAAGAUUAGUAAGAACAUUUCAAAAUGGGAGAAACCAUGCUGCCAAUUUUUCCAAAUGUACGAUCUACUCGCGUACUGCUUGUUUAGGUACUUCUGCAUGCCAUGCUGUGUUGUGUUUCUGUGCACUCUUAUGGUCAUAGUGGUGCUGGUGUUGUUUUUACUAUGAACAUAUUAUGCUUAAAAGAGCACUCUAAAGUAUAUGCUGACCAAAUACAAAAAGAUGUUGUUUGAACUCAUGCUCAGGACUUUGAAAAAAAUAUAAAAUAAUUUGAAAUGAUUGUUAAAGUGCUGAAACAUGAAGAAAUAUCAAUAAAAGUAUUUCCAGUUUAA
Molecule: messenger RNA, 3944 nt
Organism: Megalobrama amblycephala (Wuchang bream)
Lineage: Eukaryota; Metazoa; Chordata; Actinopteri; Cypriniformes; Xenocyprididae
Product: dapper homolog 2
Exons: 4
Coding region: 669-3623 (984 amino acids)
Biological process (GO): negative regulation of nodal signaling pathway
Cellular component (GO): cytoplasm
Source: RefSeq, a predicted model, not a curated record